AUGAAAAAAUUUGUAGUCGUUUUACUGGCUAGCGCAGCAUAUCUUGCUGUUGCGGUGCCUAUGCAGGAAGAACCGUUACAGAGAGGCGAGUAUCCACGUUAUAUGGAUAUCCCUGAUGAUGAAGGCAAUCUUCACAAAGUAGAUCUUGAAGCCGAACCUGACUACGACCUGCUGGAUAAGGUGAACAGGAAUAAUGCCAAUCAAUAUUUUCUUUUUACAAGGCGCAACCCACGAGCUAGCCAAACUUUGGUAAUGAAUAAUGCCAACUCAAUCACUAACUCGAACUUCAACGCCAACAACCCUACUGUUGUGAUUGUUCACGGUUGGCUCAGCACACGGAAUACCGAACCCAAUCCUACUAUUAGGAACGCAUUCCUGAACAAAGCCGACGUGAACGUAAUUUCUGUCGACUGGAGUUAUCUUUCUCAGUCAGACUAUAACACAGCAGUAAGAGGAGUACCGGGUGUCGGCCGAGGAGUUGGGCAGUUCCUAACUUUCCUUAACCAAGCUACUGGUGCUGCUUUCUCCAACAUGCACUUGGCUGGUUUCAGUUUAGGUGCUCAUGUCGUUGGAAACGCAGGUCGUGAAAUACGCGGAAGGGCUGCUCGCAUCACAGGGUUGGAUCCCGCCGGACCUCUAUGGAAUACCAACUCGAACCGUCUUAGGCCAGGAGACGGAGUUUACGUUGAGGCUAUUCACACCGACGGUAGCACCACUGGUCUUGGAAUUGGAUCUGCUAUUGCUCGUACUGAUUUCUUCCCCAAUGGCGGCAACUCACAGCCCGGCUGCUCCACUAGCCUGUGUAACCACAAUCGAGCUUGGGAAUUAUUUGCUGCUACGGUUACAUACAACCACUUGGUCGGCACUCAAUGCAACAAUAUGGCACAAGUUACGGCUAACACUUGCCGUGGAGGACGCCUUAACAUGGGCAAUGACAAUUUAAGGAAAACUGGAUCCGGCAUAUACCGACUUAACACUGCUAGAAGAUACCCAUACUAAAAUCAUCGACCGACUUAAGAAUCACAGGACCAUCAAGAAAAUGAAUUAUUCCGCCACAA
Molecule: messenger RNA, 1058 nt
Organism: Bombyx mandarina (wild silkworm)
Lineage: Eukaryota; Metazoa; Arthropoda; Insecta; Lepidoptera; Bombycidae
Product: phospholipase A1 member A
Biological process (GO): lipid catabolic process
Molecular function (GO): serine hydrolase activity; lipase activity
Source: RefSeq, a predicted model, not a curated record